Messenger RNA from Anopheles nili, 1696 nucleotides. RefSeq lists its product as uncharacterized. The record is from RefSeq and is a predicted model, not a curated record. NCBI's taxonomy places the organism in Eukaryota, Metazoa, Arthropoda, Insecta, Diptera, Culicidae. The coding region runs from base 1 to 1125 and encodes 374 amino acids. Gene Ontology annotation, molecular function: zinc ion binding; nucleic acid binding. The transcript has 4 exons.
AUGUGUACGCUCGCCACGUCAUCCGUGACGACAGCACCGGGACUGAUGGGGCUGGACGCGAUCCAACCGAGGCAGGGCAGCACGGAGAGUGCGAGCGGUGACUCGGACAGUGGCGGUGGAGGAUUGUACGGUUCGUCCGUCGGAUCGGCCCUGCAGUGGUACUAUCAGGCGAACUUCGAUGCACAUUCGAGCGAUUCCUUGCAGAGCUCGAAGCUGUUCUCCUCAGGAUACUGGGGCGGAUCGGAGCCAUUCGUUGGAUCGACGCUGGCUGCGGAGGUCGCUUCCAGUGGGCUUGAGCGCACAAGGGACGAGUGCGAUUCUUCACCGUUUGCGGAUGAUCUCGCGGAGUUGUGCGAUCAGUUCGAUAAUCUCGGUUUGUUCGUUUUAAACGGACGCGUGUCAACGAGCCUGCUGGAAGCCGAUCAUCACCAGCCAGGAUACGGACGCUGUGCUGCCCUUGGUACGUCCUUAAAAGGGCUCAACUUUAGUAGAGGUUGUUCACCGGUUCAUCAGCAACAGCAUCAUCACCAGCACCAUAGCAAACAGCAGCAGCAGCAGCAGCAGAUGGCGCAUCAACAGCACCACCAUCCAUUGCCACUGACGAGACAGCCUGCCUUCCAUCAUCACCAUCAUCAUCAUCAUCUUCCGCACGGUCAGCAGGUGGGACUUCCCGUGACUAGUCAGCAUUAUCAACCGGCGUUUGGGACGCAUCAACCGUUGCCAUUGCAUAGCGCUUCCACGGAGUUGUUGCAGAACGCGAACCUCAAGUACAGCAAAGUGCCUCCCGCGAACUACUUGUGCCAUUUGUGCUUCAAGAAGGGCCACUACAUUCGAGAUUGUCCUCAGGCUCGCCCGAAAGCGGAAGGAAAAACGCCGUACCAGGGCAAGAAGCGCUGCUUCGGUGAAUACAAGUGCCCCAAGUGCAAGCGGAAGUGGAUGUCCGGAAACUCGUGGGCUAACCAUGGUCAGGAGUGCAUCAAGUGCCACAUCAACGUUUACCCGCACAAACAGCGUCCGUUGGAGAAACCAGAUGGACUAGACGUGUCCGAUCAGUCGAAGGUACACCCACAGAUGUUGUGCGAGAAGUGCAAGACGCUGGGGUACUACUGUCGAAGGAUCCAGUAGCUAUCGCCGUAAAAUUGUGCUUUCUCGAAAGUUAGUGCUCCCUGGAACGUUUACGAUACAUCAGAGGAUCGUUCAUAGGGAUCUAUUUUUUGAUAUAUUUUUUUUUUCUACGCAACAAAACCAUCCGGUGGUAGUUGAUUAAUACCCGAAACCCGCCCCAAUCACGAACAAUUGGUUGAAAAGCAAGCAAAAACGAAUCUACAAAUCUGUAUAUAAUGAGCAGGUGAGAAGAGAUCGAGAGACUGGAACAGAUGCGGACUCUCUUGCCGCAGAUGUUUUAGAGGUCCUCGCCGCGAAAUCGAAAAAACAGAAUGGUAAAAAGGAAAUCAUCCCCAUAAAUCGACGCUGCGCAAUUGCAUGCGACCUAAUUCGAAGUUAACACCCUUUUUUCUAUAGCGAUGCGUGCCGUCGCAAACGAACAGAGCUUUUAGGCAUUAAUUUUUGUAUUAACUUUAUUGUGAACCCGCAGAGCGAAAUCCGUCAACGAAACAAACAAACUAAAAAAACACCCCCGAAGUAAAUGAAACCAUAACAAAUGUGUAUAAUUCGAUGCAAACAAUAUGGACGAGAG